AUGGAAUCCGAAGAGAGACCUACCAAAUUACGGAAGCUCAGCCACGACAACAUCAAAACUGAGAAUGGCCCAAAGGACGAUUUUGAAGCGUCACAUGUUCGUUCUGAAAAUGGACACGCAGAUGCUACGAACGAACUUGGAAAGGAAUUGCCAAAAGCUGAGGACACUCACCACGACGAAAAGUUCGUAGAAGAAGAUGAUCAUCUGCCAAAUCCUGAAGAGACAGCGCCUUCCUUAGCAGCGAUCAAUAGCGGCACCGGCGAUCCGCCUUUAUCCAAGAACCAAAUGAAGAAAUUGCGGAGAAAGGCUGAAUGGGAGUCGAAACGGGACGAAAGAAAAGUCGUCCGUAAAGAAAAGGCGGUCGCUAGACGUGAACGCAAGAAAGCCGCCAAGCAGGAAGCAGAGGCAAAAGGAGAGGCGCCUGCUGAGCCGCAAAGACAGCUCCAAACUCAUGCCGUGCAAUUGCCAGUCACGAUUGUGAUUGACUGCGAUUUCGACGAUCUGAUGCGAGACAACGAGCGAAUCUCACUGGCUGCACAGAUCACUCGAUGCUAUUCGGAUAACAGGAAAAGCCUCUUUCGAGCUCACAUUGUCUACUGCUCUUUUGGAGGCAAGCUGAAGGAACGAUUCGAUACAGUUCUGGACAAGAACUACCAGUCUUUCCGAGGCGUGCGUGCUCUUGAUUCGGACUUCGUCGAGACUGCAGAGAAGGCGAAGGAAUGGAUGUCUGCAGCUGAAGGCGGCAAGCUGGCUGGGGUCUUCUCCAAAUACGCAGAACUUGACGACGAAAAGCGGGAGAAGUUGAAAGCAGAAGGCGAAGUGGUCUAUCUUUCGUCCGAAGCUGACGAGGACUUGACCGAGCUCAAACCAUACAGCACCUAUAUCAUAGGCGGCCUGGUGGACAAGAAUCGCGAAAAGGGCGUGUGCCAUAGACGUGCUACGAACCGUGGGAUCAGGACGGCUCGACUUCCAAUUGGCCAGUACAUGGAGAUGCAGAGUCGCAAGGUCUUGGCUACGAACCAUGUUAACGAGAUCAUGAUCAAGUGGCUAGAGUGCGGUGACUGGGGUGAAGCGUUCAUGAAGGUCAUCCCCAAGAGGAAAGGCGGGUCCCUGAAGGGCGAAGAGGGAAUCAAGGAAGAAGACGACAAGAAAGAAGAUCAUGAAGAAGGAGACGAUAACGGCGAGGAGCACGCAAACAGCUAA
This is a messenger RNA of Zasmidium cellare ATCC 36951, 1203 nucleotides long. RefSeq lists its product as uncharacterized. Lineage: Eukaryota; Fungi; Ascomycota; Dothideomycetes; Mycosphaerellales; Mycosphaerellaceae. Bases 1 to 1203 code for a protein of 400 amino acids. Gene Ontology annotation, biological process: tRNA N1-guanine methylation. The record is from RefSeq and is a predicted model, not a curated record. Gene Ontology annotation, cellular component: nucleus. The transcript has a single exon. Gene Ontology annotation, molecular function: tRNA binding.